UUUCACAAUUUUUCACUCUCUAGCUCCCUUUACCCCACCCCCCUUUAAUCACCCCAACCCAAUGCUCCGUCUUCUUCUCACAAAUUCCUCUGAAGGGUUUCAGUUUCACUCAAAUUCCCAUUCAUGUUAGCAAAUCCUCCGUUUUUCUCAGAUCCAUAGCUCACUUUCUCCCGUUUUGCGAUGACGGCGCCGAUGAAACGUGACGAGUCGAAGUCGUUGGACGAGUCUCCGGUUCUCAAAACCGGAACCGGAAUCGGUAUCGGUGACAGUACCGGUGAUCCGUGUUGCAUUGAACCGGAAUUGAACGGUUCGGUUCAUGGCGUUCGGUUCGAGGAAGUUGCUUCUUCGGUUAAGGAUCGUGAUAGGAAUGGAGUUGCUGUGUAUAGGAGGAACAAGAGGUUGAAGAGAGCGGCUAAUGUUGACGGCGGAGAAUCGACUGAUUCGAAGUGUAAUUCAGGUAGUAAAGUUGUAAUUAACGAUGAAACGGAGGGUGUGAAGGAAAUGGUGGAGGUUGAAGUCAAAGAAGAGUCAACGUUGACAGUGAACUGUGCUACUGUUGCUGGGAGGAGGCUUACCAGGUCGGUUUUGAAGCUGAAUGUGGAACCUCUUGAUAUGUCAAAUGAGAAUUUGGAGGCGUUGGACGGGAAAUUGAGUACUCCUGCAAAACAACCACAAGAGAUGGAAAUAUCAAAGAAGAUUUCGAUUAUAGGAAGGCCUACUACGGUUAAGGAGCUUUUUGAGACUGGUUUGCUCGAGGGCUAUCCAGUUUUCUAUAAUGGUGGCAAGAGGGGAAUUCCACUGAGGGGAACAGUCAAAGAUAUUGGAAUUCUAUGUACUUGUGAUGUAUGCAAGGGUGCCAGGAUUGUUCCUCCUGGCAAAUUUGAGAUCCAUGCAUGCAAAACAUAUAGACGUGCAUCACAAUAUAUCUGCCUGGAAAAUGGAAAGAGUCUCCUUGAUGUGGUCAAAGAAUGUAGGAAAGGUUCUUUGAAGAAAUUAGAAGCAACAAUUCGGAGCUUCAUUGGCCCGAUUCCCGUGAAGGAAAAUAUCAUAUGUCAGAAUUGCAAUGGGUCUUUUGCUGCAACUUCAGUUGGAAAAAUUGACCAAAUUUGUGAUUCUUGCAUAAUCUCUCUAAGAUCAGAUGCCCCUCCAACUCAGUCACUAAAAGUUGAAGCUGGGAUAUUUGAGCCUGUUCAGAACAUAAAUUCCUCUGAAAUUUCAACUGCAUCAGAUACUUCUCUAAAAAGGAGUAGAGGAAGAAAAAAGAAAAAGGCUGUGGAAAUAUGUUCAAGGAAAAAGUCCCGUAGAAUAUCUUCAGCACAUAUAAUCUCAGGAAGGAAGGAUCAGUUGAAGACACCAAACAUGUUAUCCAAUCCAGUUCUUUCUCCACAAUCAAAUGGAGCUUCCACGAUUUGCAACUCUUUCAGAGAUAAAAUGCAGAACAAGAUCUCAAAAAAAUUGUCGAAAUCCAUUGCAGCUUCAAAUUCCUCAAAAAUUGGUUCUCUUGGUGUUUCAGUACACUCUAAGACCCAAUGGAAAAUUACAAAGAAGGAUCAGAAAAUGCAUUGGUUGGUUUUUGAGGAAGGUGGGCUGCCCGAUGGGACUGAAGUAGCUUAUUAUUCUCGUGGAAAGAAAUUGCUCAUCGGUUAUAAGCAGGGAUCUGGUAUAUUUUGUUCUUGCUGCAAUUCUGAGGUUAGUCCAUCACAAUUUGAAGCUCAUGCAGGUUGGGCGUCGCGCAAAAAACCCUAUGGAUACAUUUACACUUCAAAUGGAGUGUCUCUACAUGAAUUUGCUAUGUCCCUAUUGAGAGGUCGUAAGUGUUCUGUCAAAGAAAGUGAUGAUCUGUGCAUCAUAUGUGCAGAUGGUGGAAUACUGGUGCUUUGUGAUGGAUGUCCGAGGGCCUUCCAUAAAGAGUGUGCAUCAUUGUCGUCUGUUCCCUCUGGUAAAUGGUACUGUAAGUAUUGUGAAAACAAGUUUCAGAGGGAGAAGUUUGUGGAGCACAAUGCAAAUGCUGUUGCUGCUGGGAGGAUUUCUGGUAUUGAUCCCAUAGAGCAAAUAAGUAAGCGUUGCAUGCGUAUUGUCAAGAACCCAGAAGAGGCAGAAGUUAUAGCAUGUGCUUUAUGCAGGUGUUACGAUUUUAGUAAGUCUGGAUUUGGUCCACGCACGGUUAUCCUGUGUGACCAGUGUGAGAAGGAAUAUCAUGUUGGCUGCUUGAAGAAACGCAAGAUAGCAGAUUUAAAGGAGUUGCCUAAAGGAAAAUGGUUCUGCUGUGUGGAUUGCAAGAGGAUCUAUUCUGCACUGCAAAAUUCGCUGAACUCAGGAGAAGAGAAGCUGUCAGAAUCCUGCCUGGGUGUUGUAAGGAUGAAGCUGAAGGAAAAACGUAUGGAUUUUGUUGGUGAUCUUGAUGUGAGAUGGAGACUUAUAAGUGGCAAAAUUACUUCUCGUGAAACCAGAGUGUUAUUAGCAGAAGCUGUUUCAAUCUUCCAUGAUUGCUUUGAUCCUAUUGUUGAUUCGGCAACUGGACGUGAUUUCAUUCCAUCUAUGGUCUAUGGAAGGAAUAUUAGGGGCCAAGACUUUGGGGGCAUGUACUGUGCUAUAUUGACAGUAAACUCAAUAGUAGUAUCAGCAGGGAUCCUUCGUAUUUUUGGUCAGGAUAUGGCAGAGCUUCCUCUUGUGGCAACACGUAUUGGUAGCCAGGGACAGGGUUACUUUCAGUUGCUCCUCUCCUGCAUAGAGAAAUUGCUCGCAUUUUUGAAUGUAAGAAGAUUUGUACUCCCUUCUGCUGUUGAAGCAAUGUCAAUAUGGACUGAGAAAUUCGGAUUCAAAGAGAUACCACCAGAUCUGCUUGUCAGCUACAAAAAAACCUGUUGGCAGUUGAUUACCUUCAAAGGAACAUCUAUGCUGGAAAAAAUGGUUCCUAAAUGUCGAAUCAUUCGGCAUGAGGAAACUGAAACUGAUGCACCAGAUGAAUAGUAGGUAGCCAAAGAGGAUUCAGCCCCCCCAUUUAUAACCCAUUUUGUAGAGCGAUUUCUGAUCACAUAUGUAUAUUUGAGUCUUCUUUAAUCAAAGAGGGUGAAUUAAACUUUAUAAACUAUGAAUUUUAGAGUAUCAAAAUUUUGUAAACAAGGUUCUUAUUACUCAAAAGUUAAAGGUGGUUGCAUGUUUAUAUGUUAGAUUAUAAACUUAGUCCACAAAGAGUUCUGAUA
Messenger RNA from Solanum dulcamara, 3203 nucleotides. RefSeq lists its product as uncharacterized. The transcript is spliced from 21 exons. The coding region runs from base 181 to 2970 and encodes 929 amino acids. The record is from RefSeq and is a predicted model, not a curated record. NCBI's taxonomy places the organism in Eukaryota, Viridiplantae, Streptophyta, Magnoliopsida, Solanales, Solanaceae.